ACUUAGUUACAUUCCACCACUGAUAUAUACCAUAUAUAAUUAGAUAAAGAUGUAGAAUUCAUAAUAAACCAUAAUUCCUGAUGAUGUGAGCAUUAACUUCACAUUAUUAACCAAACAAACUAAAUUAAAGUGUUAAUGUAUGUGGAUCCAAUGAGCAGCUUUCAUGCUAACAUUAUGGUCUAAACCAGAUCAGCAGAAAAAAAAACUCCAGUCACACUUACAAGACAUCUCGUCCGCUGAAAGGAGGCGUCCCACAUUAGAAAGAUGAGACACAAAGUUAAUGGAGGACUUAACAGGCUUGGACAAAAGACACCCUCCGCUCCUGGAAAGACUUCAGGAUUGAACAAGGCCCCGAUGGCUUUCAGUCUGAACCAGAGCAGUGCCGUGGUCCUCCCUGUGCUCUCUGACAGUCAGCAGCUUGUCUGGGUGUACUCAAAUGAGAUCGACCUACAGAUGGAUGGUGCAGCAGAGAUGAACGAGGCCUUCGAACGCUUCCCGUACCUGUCUCAGAAACAGACGAAUGCUCUGGCGCAGCGCUGCUCCCUGCACCCCGACCAGGUGAAGGUGUGGUUCAUGCUACAGAGGCUGCGCUGCGGCAUCAGCUGGGACUGUAAAGACAUCCGCAUGGUUCGGAGGAAGUUCAAGCCCAGUCCGGGAAAGGACAGCCUGCAGAAAAAGAUGGAGGAUAAUGAGGUAAAAGAGGAUAGAGGAGAGAAAAAGAAAUGCAAAAUGAAUCACAAAGAUGUGAAAGAUCGUGGUGGGAAGACAGCAGGAGACGUUGGGGAGGAACGGAGCACCAGAGAGGGGAGGAUGAUGGGAGAAAAUGUCAGCUCGGAUGAGGAAGUGGAGGGAAAAAUUAAGCUGGAGCAACCAAUGAAAAAAGAAAAGGAGAGGAAAGUAGAUGAAGUCAAAAGGAAUACUCGGAAGCGGAAAAGGAUGACAGCGACGGACAAGAUGGGAAAUAAGAAAAAGAAACAAGGAGAAGCAGGAGAAGAAGGAAUAAGAAGUGAUGAAGGUGGAAUGGAGUGGCAGAAAUCCGCUCAGACGGAGACAAGACCUUUCACCAGAAUGAUGAAGAAAGCAAAGAAGGAAUUAUCGUCGUCUGCUUACAGCAGCUUUGUGGUGCCUGAUGAGCUGCUGGAUGCAAGUCUUCCACUCAUCCCCCAGUCUCAGACUCAGCUCUCUGAGGGGCCUCAGCUCUCUGAGGGGCCUCAGCUCUCCGAAAACCACACAAAACUGCUGAAAAGUGUUCCAGGCGUGCACACAGAGUCAACCAGCCAUGAUAAUGCCAUCAGUGAUGUGGACAGGCUGAAGUUCAUAGAGGUGCUCAGUGAUGUCAUCGUUGCGUACGGUUCCCCCGUGGUCACCCAGCAGCAGAUCUCUCACGUGUUAGACUCCUGCAGACUCUUCACUAAGAUCCGCCACAACACAAAGAUGUGGACGCGGACGAAGCUGGCCAUGAUGAAGGUGGCGUUCCUGUACUGCCAGUAUCCAGACGGGGCGGGCUACAGCCGCCUGGCCGCGGCCAUCGACAUCCCCCGAGACAUGCUGGUUCAGUGGUUCAGCGACAUGCGAUAUUACAUCAAGAAAGGAAAGCCGCGCUGGAUGAACACGGAGCAGCACAGCCGCGUGCUGGCCAACGUCCAGUACCACCAGUGCCUCAGCACGCUGCUAAAGAUGAAGAUAUGUGUGGCUCUCAGUGAGGCUGGUGGAGAAGCAACCUGGAAGAGUGAAAGCUGUGGCCAGAAGUGAUGCCUCUGUGCCAAAAAGCACACUAAGAGUACCUCUUUACAUUUUAACUCUAUGGAGUCUGGGACUAUUUUGUCCAUUUUUGAAUCCUUUUCGUGUCUUUUUUUGUGUCUUUUUGUGUCUUUUUUGGUCAUUUUGUGUCUGUUGUUGUGUCUUUUUGUAGUUAUUUUGUGUCUUUUUUUGUCAUUUUGUCUUUUUUGGUCAUUUUGUGUCUGUUGUGUGUUUUUUUGUCAUUUUAUGUCUUUUUUGGUCAUUUUGUGUCUGUUGUGUCUUUGUUUGGUCAUUUUGUCUCUUUUUUCUAGUCAUUUUGUGUCUAUUUUUAGUUAUUUUGUGUCUUUUUUUGACGUCAUGAAGAGGUCGAGGGUUAAGGAGGCAACAGAUGCAGUUUAGUGACUUUUGUGUUGACAUUUUGAACUUUUGGUAAAAGGUUUGACACAUUCUUGUGAACUUACAUGCGAUGUAUCAUUGUUAUACUGUUAUUAUGGUUAUUUAAAGGGACAGUUCAACCCAUAAAUCCAAAAUUGUUGUUUAUCUGACUGUAUGGAUGUCUGCCUUCUCUGGACUAUAAUGGAACUAGAUGGAUGUGCUUGUGGCUCUCAAAGCUCCAACAAAUGCAUUUGAAAAACUCAUCAGCAAUGUCUCCUUCCAGAUGUCAUGAUUCAGUUACUCAAGACAAUCCACACACCUCGUUGUAAGCCAGGUGUCUUUUUUGGUCAUUUUGUGUCUUUUUUGGUCAUUUUGUGUUGUUUUUUGUCAUUUUGUGUCUUUUUAAAGUAAUUUAGUGUUUUUUCAGUCAUUUUGUGUGUUUUUGUCAUUUUGUGUCUUUUUUUUUAGUAAUUUUGUGUCUUUUUUUGGUCAUUUUGUGUCUUUUUUUAAGUAAUUUUGUGUCUUUUUUUGGUCAUUUUGUGUCUUUUUUAAGUAAUUUUGUGUCUUUUUUUGGUCAUUUUGUGUCUUUUUUUAAGUAAUUUAGUUUUUUUGUCUGUCAUUUUGUGUCUUUUUUAAGUAAUUUUGUGUCUUUUUUUGUAAUUUUAUGUAAUUUUUUUUGGUCAUUUUGAUGAUGAGUGUAGCUCCUACAGGAAACUGCUCACAAGAUCUGUUGACAACCCUGUGGCUAAAAAAAAUGCUGUCAUUUUACAUUUCUGCAAACCAUAGAUAGUUGAAUGUUUCUUAACCACUCAUCCUGUUCUCAUAGUGACACGUGACUUUAAAAAUGCUGCAAAUGUGACGACUGGGCUGCUGUUGAUUGUCUUCAAUAACUGAGUCAUGAUUUAUGGAAAGAGACUUUGCUGUCAACUUUUUUAAAUGUAUUUUUGGCCUCACAAGUCGAAUGUUAUGUAGUUCCAUUCUGACUCACACCGAAAGAGAAAAAAAUAUAUUUUUAAUUUGGAGGUAAACUGUCCCUUUAAGACAGAUGUUUGAAAAAAGAUUGCCAAGUUAGACACAUUCCUGUGAGUUUUCCUCUUUUUUUUUAACAUAGAAUGUUUUGUUGUGACACUGUUAUUAUGAAAACUUAUUACAUUUGUCAACAUGCAUGUACUGCCUUUCCAGAAGAUACUCAUUUGCCCCCUUGCACCAAAAAUAUCCAUAGGAAAACUGUGGAAAACUGCUUAGAGGGACAAACAGAAAUGUAGCUGCAUGCCCAGCAGAAGCAGUUUAGUUUCCUCUAAUUAUGUGUUAAUGUUCUGAAUACUGUUUUUUAGAUAAAAGGCUGUGAAACAUUGUUGUAAAAUUUCCUCUGUUAUGCUGUUAAUGUGAUUUCUCGACACAUUUGUUGUGUUUAGAAGAAGCUCAUUUACAAUGUAGAUGCAGAUUUACAUUGAGGAGUCAGUUUGUGGUGUGCAGAAGUUUUUAUUGCCAUUCAAAUAAAAAACUUUCACUGUU
This is a messenger RNA of Centropristis striata (black sea bass), 3630 nucleotides long. RefSeq names its product homeobox and leucine zipper encoding b (gene homezb). Gene Ontology annotation, biological process: regulation of transcription by RNA polymerase II. Gene Ontology annotation, cellular component: nucleus. Lineage: Eukaryota; Metazoa; Chordata; Actinopteri; Perciformes; Serranidae. The transcript has 2 exons. Bases 265 to 1752 code for a protein of 495 amino acids. Gene Ontology annotation, molecular function: DNA-binding transcription factor activity, RNA polymerase II-specific; DNA binding. The record is from RefSeq and is a predicted model, not a curated record.